UCAAACAAUCACAAAGGAAGAAUAAAAAAAGCAAGGGAGCCGUUUCCAAGGCAUUUUCCACCUACUACUACUACUACCACCACUACCACUCGUUCAGUCGUUCUGUAAUGUGUCAAAUUGCGGCGUUCAUUAAAAACUUAGGUAAAUCAACAUAAUCAGGAAGAAGUGUCAGGGGAAACUGAUAAAAUGGAGCCCUUACUGGAUGGGGUUAUUGUUGCAUCACAGAAUUCCGGUGCUGAGUGUCUGCAGGUAUAUGAUGCUGGAACAGGAACACUUCUCAAAAGUUACAGAGGCACUGCAUGUGCAUAUUCUACUCUUUGCGCAUUAGGUAAUAGAGAAUAUUUAAUCUCUGCGCAGAGAGAUAAGCCACUUUUGCAAGCAUGGAUAAUGAACCAGUAUGAAUCUCUACAGUUACGUCUAGUUGUUCCUGGAAAAGUUUCUAGUAUGGAUGUCAAUUGUGUCGGACCUAAAUAUUGUGUUAUAGGAAUUGAUGAGAAAGUUUAUUUGUACAAAUUGACAACAGGAAGGCUUUUGGGCGUUGCAUGCCGUCACUACCAGCCUGUUACUUGUCUCAAGUUCACUCCUUGUGGUAACUAUUUUGCAUCAGGGGGUGAAGAUGGAUUUGUUUACCUUUGGGCUAUGUCUUCUUUUGUUGAUGCUUUGCACAAACAGGACAGCAUGAAGAUACAACCACAUUUCACUUUAGGACAACAUUCAGACAAGGUUACUGGUUUAACGAUAACUUCGACGGGAACUAAAGGUUUCUUAAUUUCAUCUUCACUAGAUCAUACAGCUAGAGUAUUUGAUUUGGUCACAGGAGAGACCUUGUACGAUCUUGUGACUGACAGAAGUGUUACAAGCAUAGCAUGCAAUACUCUUGGAUCUCAGAUCUUCUUAGGGCAUGAUAAUGGUACUGCAGGUGUUGUCAACCUUUUGCCUCACCCUCCCAUAGGUGAUGUUGAGGUUUUUAAAUUGGGAACGAAAUGUCAUGAAGAUGCUAUCCGUUGCAUAGCAGUAACAACAUCUGGUAAUCAAGUAAUCACUGGUGGAGAUGAUGGUGAAGUGAAAGUUUGGUCACUUACUAAUGUAGUCAAGGAAACCACAUCUUCAACUGCAAAAUACCCUCAUUUUGCUCUUCAGAGGCUUUUACACACAGGUCGAGGGGCCUGUCACAAAUUUGAUGUCACUUUAGGUGCUUCAGAACUCAAUGUACAAGAAGUGCUAGCUCCAAUUGCUCAAAAUCAAACAUCUCCACUUUUUGCUGCUGUUGUAGUGCCAAUACGGGGUCGUGGCCAAGUCCUUUCACACGAGGAGGAUUUGUUUUCCCAGGCAGCUGAUAUAAGAGCUCUGAAUUCAGCCGUUUGCCCAUUGGUUGUCAGGGGUAAACACAACAGUCAUGAAGAGACUCCCUCAGAUGCAAAAAGUAUGGCCAAUAAGCUCAAAUCAGUAAAUUCAGAAACAUACAGGUUUGCUGUUAAGAGCAUUCUUGGGGACUAGUAAUUGUUUUAGUGA
Messenger RNA from Macrobrachium nipponense, 1512 nucleotides. RefSeq names its product WD repeat-containing protein 18-like. The record is from RefSeq and is a predicted model, not a curated record. Gene Ontology annotation, biological process: rRNA processing; DNA-templated DNA replication. Gene Ontology annotation, molecular function: protein binding. Gene Ontology annotation, cellular component: nuclear pre-replicative complex. NCBI's taxonomy places the organism in Eukaryota, Metazoa, Arthropoda, Malacostraca, Decapoda, Palaemonidae.